Pantherophis guttatus is the source of this 921-nucleotide messenger RNA. The record is from RefSeq and is a predicted model, not a curated record. Lineage: Eukaryota; Metazoa; Chordata; Lepidosauria; Squamata; Colubridae.
AUGGCGCUGUUGUGGUGCUGGUUGAGUACCUGGAAACUGUGUGGAUUGAAUGGGGGAGUAACAGACAUUGAUUCUCAACCCCAGCAAGUCUUUCUGUCUUAUGAGGAACAUCUGGGAAUCUUCCUGGUCUCCUUUGCCCUCUUCUUGUUCCUAACCACAGGCCUUGUUUUAAUUGUUUUCAUCAAAUACCUAGAAACUCCCAUUGUCAAAGCAAACAAUCGAGACCUCUCCUACAUCCUCCUGGUCUCCCUCCUGUUUUGCUUUUUGUCUGUUUUUCUCUUCAUUGGUCAACCAAGGAAAGCCACCUGUCUUCUCCGACAAGCAGUGUUCAGCAUCAUCUUUUCAGUUGCCAUUUCUUCUCUCUUGGCCAAGACAAUCACGGUGGUGCUGGCUUUUCUGGCCACAAAGCCAGGAAACAGAGUGAAGAGGUGGCUAGGGAAGAGCUUGGCCAACUCCAUCAUCCUUUCUAGUUCUGCUAUCCAAAUUAUCAUCUGCUCCAUCUGGCUUGCAGUUUCUCCCCCUUUCCCUGAUUCUGACUUCCAUUCUCAGCCUGCAGUAAUCAUCCUUCAAUGCAAUGAAGGCUCUGUCACCAUGUUUUAUGUUGUCCUUGGCUAUAUGGGUUUCAUAGCUGCCAUUUGCUUCACAGUAGCUUUCCUGGCUAGGAACCUGCCUGGGGCCUUCAAUGAAGCCAAGCUGAUCACCUUCAGCAUGCUGAUCUUCUGCAGUGUCUGGGUGACUUUUGUCCCAACCUAUCUGAGCACCAAAGGAAAAUACAUGGUGGCUGUGCAGGUCUUCUCCAUCUUAGCCUCCAGUGCUGGUCUGAUGGGCUGCAUCUUCAUGCCCAAGUGCUACAUUAUUAUUGUAAGGCCGGACCUGAAUACAAAAGAGCAUCUUACGGCCAGAAUAAAUGCAAAACAUUAG